AUGGAAGGUAGGAAACGACAAAGAUGUGUAUAUGUCACUGCUCGUCAAAAAAAGAAACUUAUAGAAUUAAUGUCGAAACAUCCAGAAUUAAUUUCAUGCAAAAUUACACAGGAUUUUAAUUAUAAAGAUUCUCAGCGGCUAUGGCAAAAUAUAGCAAACGAAUGUAAUGCUAUGCCAGGAGCGAGAAAAACGUGGAGGCAGUGGCGAAAAUCUUGGCAUGAUAUCCGAUCGAAAACCAAGAAGCGACAAGCAGAAAAGAACGGUGAACUGCCUCUUCUGACGACAAUGCUAACAUCAGCUGAACAAGAGGCUCUGGGUAUUAAAAAUAUAUCAACAGCCUGUGAUUAUCAAGAAUCUACAGAGUUUGUAACAAUGAGUGAGUCCCAACAGGAGACUUUUAAUGAUGAAUUAUCAGGAGCAACGAUCAGUCAGCCCGAAUCUCCACCGGAAACAAAAGUAUUCAACUCUGGACAUAAAACAAAUAAAGUUAAAUUAAAACCAUCAAAACACAGCACUAAACACUCAAGUAUAUGUAACUUUAACUGUGAUAUGAUAGCUGUACAGGAGCAGAGAAAGAUUCAGAUCAAAGAAGAUUAUGUUAAUUUUAAAAAAGAUUAUCUUAGACAGAAAUUGAAGCUAUUAAAAGAACAAACCGAGGCAUUGAAAAGUAUUGCCAGGGAACUCUCAAAGUGA
Danaus chrysippus (African queen) is the source of this 693-nucleotide messenger RNA. NCBI's taxonomy places the organism in Eukaryota, Metazoa, Arthropoda, Insecta, Lepidoptera, Nymphalidae. The record is from the annotation of a GenBank genome assembly.